Molecule: messenger RNA, 273 nt
Organism: Ramularia collo-cygni
Lineage: Eukaryota; Fungi; Ascomycota; Dothideomycetes; Mycosphaerellales; Mycosphaerellaceae
Product: related to F1F0-ATP synthase subunit E
Exons: 4
Coding region: 1-273 (90 amino acids)
Biological process (GO): proton motive force-driven ATP synthesis
Molecular function (GO): proton transmembrane transporter activity
Source: RefSeq, a predicted model, not a curated record
AUGGCCAGCACCGGUGUUAAUGUCGUCCGAUGGGGAGCUUUGGUCUUCGGUGUCUUCUACGGCUUCACACACCAGCAAGCCAUCCACGCAAAGGACAAGCUAGCUGCAUCCCAGCACGAAUACGAACAGAAAUCAAAGCUCAUAUCCGAGGCCAAGGCCAAGUUCGCCGAGAAGAACUCGCCUAGCAAGGGUGACGGCAUAAUAACGAACCCCGAAGACCCCAAGUUCGAUCUCGAGAAGUAUUUCGAGAAGGUGGCCAAGGAGAACCCGUAA